This is a messenger RNA of Physella acuta, 12011 nucleotides long. RefSeq names its product ubiquitin carboxyl-terminal hydrolase 34. Gene Ontology annotation, cellular component: nucleus; cytosol. Lineage: Eukaryota; Metazoa; Mollusca; Gastropoda; Physidae. Gene Ontology annotation, molecular function: cysteine-type deubiquitinase activity. Gene Ontology annotation, biological process: protein deubiquitination. The record is from RefSeq and is a predicted model, not a curated record.
UCUCCUAAUGUUGCGGGAAUAUGGUUAAACAAUAUUAAACAUGAAUAUUUCUGUAUGGAUAAUUUUUACUCUGUGGAUUUAAUAAAACAUACUAUCAAACAAUGUGUGACCAAUGCAGCGAAGUGCUGGUUCUAAUAAAUAACCAUCACAGUCGGCAUGUAUCUGGUGGUCCAGCACAGCUGACUAGAACUGAAGUAGAGAUAUUUAUUAGAUAUGCCAUCACAUGGAACAAUAAGCGAUGCCUGUGCAUUUAUAAAGACUUUAAAAACUUUGACAAGCUUACAAACCUAGUUCAGGUAAUCCUGAACAUGGGGAUGGAACUCAUACAGUCACUGCCAGAAAUACUUCCACACAAACUUAAAACAAAUGCUUUGGAAGCAGUAAGAAAAGAACGUACACAAUCACAGUCAUCUUUUGAUGAUGAUUUGUCUAAGAGAGAGUCUGCAAAUGAUGAAACCAAAAGCAUGGAAGAUGAGAAUAAAGAAGAGUCUGGGUUAGAUCCAGAUAUAGACAGUAUUUGGAAUGAUUGGAGCAUUGAAGAACUGAAGCGGUUGUUAGACUUUCAGACUACUUUGUUCCUCUCUAACUUUGCUGUUUAUGUGGCCCAUAAAGUAAUGACUGCACACAACAUGGAGGAGCUAUCAUCUGCUGAGACAACAGCUUUACAUAACUAUUGUGAGAUCAAUGAUAUAGAUGCACCACUUUUACUGCUCAGAAAUAUUUGCUUCUUCAUCGAUAGCAACGGAGUAGGUGCAAUGAGUCAAUGUUUUGAAAAGGCUAACAACAAAAAUGUGCCAUUAAUUUUUGCACACACUCUUAUUACUAUUAUUCAGAAUCUUCGAAUGUGGGUGAAUACACCAACUAUAAUGUCCUGUAUAUUACCUCUACGUUCACCAAUCAUUCGAUAUAUGUGCACACUUUCUGAAGCUGAUAUGAGGGCAGCUGCAGCUCAUAACACAAUGGAACUUAUGUGGCAGGCUAUUAAAGAGCCUGUGGAUUCACAAAUGACCUUUGACAGGGAAGUCAUGGCUCUGGUAUACAAGUGCUUUACCAGUACCACAUUAACCAUCAGAUUAGGCAGUAUUUGUCAAAUAAGUACACUGAUCAACACUUACAACGAUAACAUUACAAAUGAGUCAAUAAUUGAUGUAGAAACUUUUGGAGAAGAAAUGGCUAAGUGGCUGCUUGAAAAUAAGAUCGUAGAACAAAUUUUCGGACCAAAUUUGCAUAUUGAGAUUAUUAAACAAAGCCAGAUAAUCCUAAAUUUCUUAGGAGCUGAGGGAAAAAUAAACAACCAGCAUUUGGAUUGCAUUUGGGCUGCUGCACAGCUAAAACACUGUGGUAAACAAGUUUAUGAAGUUCUGCUCCCACUGAUUAAAUCAGUAGAACCGGAACAAAAUCUUCAUCUUAGACACCUCAUUGACAAAUUGGAUCCUGCAAGUUUCAAUGAAUCUGUUUUGUGCUUAUCUUCUAUUUUGACACGCAGUCAAUGGCAGGCAUUUCAAUCUGAAGAAAUUCAGAAACGCAAACUAGCCUCAGCAUCUGCUGUUGCUGGAAACAGGAGAGCUGUGAAAACCUCAGCUGAUCAUAUGAGUAGCAGUGAAAGUGAAUCUGAUGAUGGGGGUGUUCCCCCUUCCAAGAUGCAAAGGUAUCUGUUAUACCUCCUGCAGCGUAUCCCUGAUCUCAAUGUCAAUGCUGUAGCUGAUGAGCUGGCUGGUGCUCUAGGAACAGAGGAAGGACUUUGUUGUGGUGGGUGUGUACCACGACACACCAUUCAUCAUCUACCACAGUCUCACCAUACAUUAGGUCAUCAUCACCCACAGCACCAUCAUCGACAUGUACAUCAUCAUCAUGGCCCAAGACAACACAUGAAUCUUCAUCGAGCUGGUGUUGGUUCAGAUAGUUCUAUGGAAGGUCAAUCUGAUUUUAGUUUCGAUGAGGAAUAUGAUGAAGAAAAUCCAAAACUUAGAGCAGUAGUUCAGAGUGUGAUGGCUAGAAAUGUGCAGCAAAAGUCAGAAGAAAUGGAUGAUGGUGGGGAAUCCAGUGAAGAGGAUGGUGGUGCUGAUGUUGUAGUUAGCAAAGAAGGAAUCCCUUUACCAAGAACAGUCAGGGCUAGAAUGGCUAGAAAACCAGAAGGAUUUUCUCAGAAACAUGAUGUCCAUGAAGCUGAAGUAGAUGCUUUGGUUGGGGUGGUGAACAAUGUAACAGAUGAGGAGGAUGAAGAUGAAGAGGAGGAGGAGGAUGAAGAUGAGGAAGUGAGUUCAGACAAUGAAGAAGGAAGUGAUGGCCAUCAUGAUCAUCGUCACCAUAGUAAAGAGCAAGAGAGGCAGUUGCAGAUGGAAGCUGAAAAAGCUAUCCGGCAUCAAAGGUUGACUAGGCAGUUGUUGGCACCAGGAACUGAAGAUGCACCAUUAGUAGAAGUUCAUGAGGUAGAUGAUGAUGAGGAAGAAGAAGAUGAUGAAGAAGAUGAAGAAGAAGAUAUGGAAGACUCGAAGGAAACAUUAGCUUCAAAGGCUCCAGCUCAUGGCAAAAGUGAUGAAAAGCACAACAGCAUGAGUGAUGAAGAAUGGCAAGCUAUUCAUGGAUUACGUGAAUAUGGUGUUGCAAGAGGUCAUAGCCAUCAUCACAUAAUGAUUGAAGAUGAUGAUACUCUAAUCAGAAAUCUUUCUUCAAAAGAACUUAAACCAGGAACUUAUGGUCUAAAUAUCCUAAGCCCUGAUGAUGAUGAAGGCAGUUGCCACAGUUCUCGCAUCAGUAAUAAAUCUGAAAAAAAUAUGGCAGAUUUUGAUGGUGAAGAGGGAUUAAGCGAAGAAGAAUUGGCUCAAAUAAAUGCCCAUGUUAGAUACAAUGCUCACCAGACAACCCCACAUAUGACAGCUCUAUACCAUCCACAUGCUAGAGGUGUAAGAAGACCUAGACUAAAAUUGAAAAGUCCAGCAUCAGAUUUUUGCCUGAGUGAUGUCUGUAAACCAGGACACACUUUACUGUGGGAUUUAGUUCAGGACAAUAUGGCAAGUCAGCUACCAGAAGGUAUUGCUAGUGAAGCUGAAAAGGCAUUGACUAAUCUGCUAUGUUGUUCUAAUGAUAGACAAAUCCGCACUAAAUUUAUUGAGGCAAUAAUUGACAAUCUUGCAAAUAACAAAUCAGUGGUUGUGUCAAUGCGUUUACUGACAAAAUUGUUCAGCUCUUUUAACAGUAUGCGCCCAAUGGGAGGCUCUUAUAAAAUUGUUUUGUGGGCAGAGAAAACAUUGGACAUGAUGAAACAUUUCUUUAAUAACUUGGUUUACUUCACUGAACAAGCCAAAGACAGGACAACAUGGACAUCUCACCAUGGGUUCAAAGAAGAAGUCUCAGCUCGACUUGUUUUUUUAUCAUGUGUGUUUUCAUGCCAGUAUUCUCCUGAAACAUUCCGUCUAAAUCAAGAACAAACAGACAAACUAUGGGAAUGUCUUGCAACCAACCCUGAAAGCUGUGAAGAUUGUCUUAGCUGGUUUUAUGACCAGGCUCGUGGAAAAGAGAAUCAUGCUCUUGAUCUUGACACUUUAAAACACAUUUUCAUUGUAAAAAUGCCUAAACUUAAGGCUGAGACUAUGCCUAUGAUUGGGUUAAACCUUUUCCAGCAGCUUUCUAACAUAACUUGUAUGGCAAUGCAUGGCAAGUCUCUCCUAACUGAUGAACAAGCUUGCGGUAUGGACCAACUGUGGGAAAUUGCACUGAAAGCCAACAAUAAGGCUGUUUCUACAGAAGCCAUCCACAUUCUCAACAAUUAUUACAUUAAUUACGGUGGUGGGACCUUAGAUAAGGAAGAAGAGUUUGUGCAGCGAUGUAUGAACAGUCUUAUGAAGACAAUGAAUACAUUAAAAGAGGAUCCAGCUACUAAGCUCCCCAUUAUUCAACGUGGGCUUUUCCUUUACAAGCAUCAUCUUGAUGCUUUCCGUCAGCGCUAUGCAUACCAUCUACAUAUGUGGCAGUUGGAGAAUGUUGGCAUUUCUAGCCAUCUUCCAGCAAAUAAACCACAGACCAUCAAUAUUUAUCUGCAGAACACAGACAUGUCUGAUAAGGCAUUGAUUGAGAUGCAUCCAACCAACCUUGUCUCUGAGUUAAGAGCUGAAGUUACCCAUUGGUGGGAAGAUCUUCAAAAGCAACAACCUAAACAGACAUCCUCAUCCUCAAGUCCUGGGAUAAUGUCCCCUCUACUAGGACAUAUGCUGGGUGAAGGGCCUCUUCGUAUGAUUAGCUCUGGUCAAGAGCUGUUUGUUGAUAUGGAUGAGAGAACUUUAGGAGAUCUUCAUAUGACCGAUGGUCAACAUGUUUUUGUGUCUAUUGGUGCAAACAGACAACAGAGAAAAAGUGAUGGUUCUAUUCCAUCAUCAGGCUUGUCAGUUCCAGACAGAAAGAAAUUACCCAUGAAUCUAUUGAUUGCUGAGCCUCACUUUGAUAAUUUAUUUAAAUUAUUAGAACAGCUUAGUGACCUUAGUUUUCAACUAGAUAAUGUGGAAAAAGAAAGGAAAGCCAGCCUUCAGGCAGAAGCAAGAAGAUUGUCUAGAGAUGUUUGGGAGCUGCUAAUGAUGCUUCCAACAAAUGAAAGUCUUAUCAAUGGAUUCAUGAAAAUUUCCACUGAUCAGGCUGUUACUCAAGAUGAAUGGAAUCAGCUUCUCCCACCCAGUAGCCCUCACAGACUGUAUUAUUCACUUCAAACUGUUGAAUUUCUUGCGCACGGUACUAAGCUUGGUCAAAAACAUAUGAUGCGGUCAGGUAGUGGCGAUGCUGCAGAAGAAAAAAAGGCAUAUGGAGUGAGUAAAACCCAGUGGUGUAUUAAAUUUAUUUCUAAAGGAGGGCUCAGCCAUAUGAUGGAUAUCUUUAUGAAUGGAUCUCUGCAAUGCAAAGAAGGAAAUAUCUGGAGUCAAUGGAACCAGGAAUGCCUAGGCUAUCUGCUAAGGCUAAUUUCCCAGUUCUCUGUGGAUGACCCAAGCCAAGAAGGUGAGGGCAGUAACAGCCCUCGUAACAGAAGAGCUGUGAACAAAAAAGGCAGUUCUUUCAUUAUUUCGACUAUAUCACAGUCUAUCUUGGAGAAAUUGGAUGUGCAAGCAGUUGUGAAAAUUUUAAUGCAAAUCCUGUUUGAUGCUGCCAUGCCUAUGGACUCUAAUCAACUGUACUGUGGAACUUGGGGGAGAAGAGAAGUUGUGCAGUAUGCAAUGUCAUUCUUGGUAUCUCUGGCAUUUUCUUGUGAUCAAGUUUUAGACUAUCUGUGCAAUGCUGAUAAUUUUCAUUCUUGGUUGAAACGUCUUACAUUGGAAGCACCUGAGGCUCAUGUUCGUAAACAGGCUUGUCUAGGCCUACACCGUCUGUGCCUAGGAAAGACAAAGCAAGAGAAAAAAGGAACUGCAUUCUUAGCGCCUGUGCUUGAACAGCUACUUAGCUUUCUUUCUGAUACAGAACUUUUUAAGCCUAAAAAGUUUGAGAUGGAUUUUACCAGGGAGGAAAAAGAAAUUUAUGGAGCAGGUUGCCAUGACUAUUUUCUGUUUAUACCUAUGUGCCUUGAUGAGCUCGAUGUACAACAGACAAACAUUAAUAUGGAUGCUUUGUUGAAGCAAGUAACAGAUGAUAUUUUGAACCGUCCAUUCUAUGAGACAUACAAAGGUUAUGAAGAAGAUGAAGGACUGAUAGGACUCCUUAAUGUGGCUGCUGCCUUGUACAGGCAUAACCCUCCAUUUGUUAUGUCUGAGGAAAACAAUCAUUUCCUUGAUGCCCUCUCUGAUUUCCUGUUUCUGGUGCCAAGUCCGAAGUUUCCCCAUUUUCCAAAGUGUAAAAGUCAGAAAACUAGACAAGCAGCUUAUGAUCUUAUUGCUGAAAUGUGCAGUGGAAAUAUGAGGAAUUAUUCUAUUGCUGUUGACAAAUUCAGGCGCCAGAACACUAGAGAGGCUCAUGCACCUUAUCCAUGGGAUUACUGGCCCCAGGAAGAUGGCAGGGCAAAGUGUGGCUAUGUUGGGCUUACAAAUUUAGGUGCAACUUGCUACAUGGCAACAGCUAUUCAGCAGCUUUUUAUGAUACCCAGGAUUCAUCAGUCAGUUCUUCAAUUCCAGGCUGAUGAUUCUCGGCCUCAUGCUGCUAUGAUGAUGGAGCUGCAACGAAUGUUUGCCUAUCUUCAGGAAAGUGAACGUAGAGCAUACAACCCAAAAAGUUUCUGUAAGACAUACACAAUGGACAGAUGUCCCCUUAACACAGGAGAACAAAAGGAUAUGCAAGAAUUCUUUACUGAUAUUAUAACUAAACUGGAGGAAACCUCUUCAGAAAUGAAAACUGUGAUAAAAGAAAUGUUUGGAGGAGAAACUACAAACAAUGUUGUCUCUCUGGAUUGUAACCAUGUGAGUCGAACAUUUGAAGAAUUCUAUACUGUAAGGUGUGGUGUUGCCCACAUGAAGGAUCUUUAUGAAUCUUUGGAUGAAGUCACAGUGAAAGACAUGUUAGAGGGUGAUAAUAUGUACACUUGCUCACACUGCCACAAAAAAGUCAGGGCUGAAAAAAGAACCUGUUUUCGCAAGCUGCCACAAAUCCUUUGCUUUAACACUUUGAGAUAUUCAUUUAAUAUGUUAACAAUGAUGAAAGAAAAAGUGAAUACACAUUUUUCUUUUCCUGAUACACUUGAUAUGUCACGAUAUAUGGAGCAUAAUUUAAUUGGGAAAGACAAAAUCAAAGAUGUAGAAGGUGAAGGAUCUCAAGAAGAUGAGUCAUAUGAGUACAAAUUAAUAGGAGUUACAGUUCAUGUUGGUAGUGCUGAAGGUGGUCAUUACUAUAACCUUAUCAAAGAUACUCAGACCAAUAAAUGGUACCAUUUUAAUGAUGCUGAUGUCAAGCCAUUUGAUGCAAGCAACAUUCCUCAUGAAGCCUUUGGUGGAGAAAUGAAUGGCAAGACGUAUGACUCUGUAUCAGAGAAGUAUCUGGAUUUCCCUAUUGAGAAGACAAACAGUGCCUACAUGCUGUUUUACCAAAGAGUAUCUCCAAAGCAACAAGAUGUGAAAGAAGAAUACAACUUUGAGUUGAAUCCUGACUUGGCCAAUUGGAUCUGGAAUGAUAACACACAGUUUCUUAAGGACAGAAGUAUUUUUGACAGAAUGUACUUUGAGCAUGUUUGGCAAAUGUGUGCACACAUUCCCAGCACUCUUCACAUAGAUGAUACAGAGAGGGCCAAUCACCAGGCUGUUAUAUUAGCUUCCUGCUUUUUCCUUGAGUCUUUUAUUCAUGCUAAAGAAAAGAAAUCAAUGCCCAAUUGGAUUGAUUACCUUAUGAAGAAAUUCAGCAGCUGUUUGGGUCCGUGUGAGUGGCUACUGGACCAUAUGGCUGAAGAUGAUUGGUGGAUACAACACAUACUUAUUAAAUGCCCAAACAACAUGAUAAGACAAAUGUUUCAACGGCUGCUAAUCAUGAUGAUAACCCAACUCAGCAAGGCAUCUAAUGAGUACAUUGCUUUAGGUAGUGACAUGGACACAUCAGAGCUCUGUGGUCAUAGCUGUCUUACAAGGUUCAUUACUAAAGUGCUUUCAAAUCUUGAGUGUGGCAUGCGGCCCACUAACAAGUAUUUGAUGGAGUACUUCACCUUUCUCUUUGAGUUUGCUAAACUUCAAGACACAAACACAGAUUUCCCAUCAGCAUCAUUCCUCAACUCAAUCAACACCAUCAGCAUGGUAGUCAGAUUCUACAUGGGCAGUAAAACCUCUCAGCCAGACUAUGUAGAAAUUUUGUCUGACGAAGAUGAAGAUGAGGAAGUUCUAGUCAUGUCGCCUGAUGAGACCAGACCUACAGCCUUGAACAAAAUGAUCUCAUUGAUUGCUUACUUGGUGGAAACAUCCAGGGAUGGUCAUAUACUUCAGCUCAGUGAAUCAGAUAUGAACUAUCUAAUUAGAGGAAGGGGCCACCCUUUCCUGAUGUACCAAGUGCGUGACAACAUCAACAUUGAACACACCUGUAACCUGAUUGUCAGCCUCUGUAUGUUUAAUGAACCCCUAGCAGUCUCUAUUGUGACAGCUAUUUUUAACAAUAUUAAAAAACUUGGAGAUUUGGCUAAGCCAUUUUUUGAUCUCCUGACACACCUAACAGAAUACUCAGGCAGAAUGGCAGGCUAUCCACCUUUUACACAGUUAAUUGUAUCAAGGUUAUGGGAGCUGACUAAAGUUACACCUAGGCAAUGUCUAGAAUGGUUGACCCAUAAAGUGACCCACAAUCGCUUAGCCAGACAGUGGACAUUGGACUGUAUGGAAGGAUGGGUUGAACAAUACAUGGUAGCAUACAACAGCAAUCUUGUGAGAAUGGCCAGUGCACAGCUUCUAGUGUCUCUUGUACCAAAUGAACUCUUCAGAUCCACAUAUAGACCAAGGGUCAUUGCAACAUGCCCGAGUACAAUUGUGUGGGGUAAAGAAGACUUAGCAGUUAUGCACAGGAUUUAUCAGCACUUGCUCUUAUUACUUAAAAGAGCGCAUGUACAUAUAGCACCAUAUGACAGUAAUCAAGCAAACAUGGUUGGCCCAUCUCAUGCCAAGCUGAUGUCAUUGUUUUCUGUUCUAAAUUACUGUCUUUACUCACGCAGAGAAAAACUUCUGUUUACUCCUUACUUCAUGGACCUGUGGCAGCUGUUCCAUCCAUUUAUGCUGGAGCCUCAAGUUCCACUCAAUCACAAUAAACAGGCUCUUCUUAUGUUUUGGUACAAUGUCAGUCAAGAUUGCCCUGAAAAUUUGCAGCAAAUGGUAUCAAACCCUCAUGUGUGCAAAAACAUAGCUUUCAAUUAUAUCUUAGCUGAUCAUGAUGAUGAACAAAACAUCCUGUUUAAUCGUGGAAUGUUACCAGCUUACUAUGGCCUACUUCGAAUGGCUUGCGAGUACUCCAAUCAGUUUAUGAGAUCACUGGCAGGUCACCAGAAUCUACAGUGGGCUUUUAAAAACAUUUUACCCUAUCCACAUCAAUAUGUACAGGCCACUGAAGAGCUUAUGUGCAUGAUGAAAAUGAUGGCAGAAAGAAAGCGUGAACACUCACAGGAAGAAGCACAGCUUGUUGAGAAUUUCAGAAAAACAACUUUAAUUUUAUGCACUCAAGGACUGGAUCCAAGGGUCAUGUGGCAGACACUGUGCUCAAUUUAUAAAAUUCUGGUAGUAACAACAGAUGACUAUAUGACAUUGCUCUAUCAGAAUGGUCUCUCCGUCCUCAGCCAGUCUUUCUCAAUAAUCUACACCAUGUUCCAUGAGGCAACAGCCUGUCACAUGACAGGUGACCUCAUUGAUGUCUUACAGCUCAUCAAUUCUUUACUGAUGGCUGCCAAAGACGGAGAGAGAAAAGCUGAGAUCCGGUCUAUGAUUAAUCAGUGGAAAGAAAGAACUGAUGUAGCCAAGAAACUCCUUACAUUGCUCAAUUCUUUUGUGCCAAAUAAUCUAAGAGGCAUUGCAUUAGAUGUUCUCCACAAGAUGGUGCUUGUCAUCCAAAAGGACAUCACACAGUUUCUCACUACAACUUUACUUCAUGCUCAUAGUGCUUUCCAAAAUUCAAACACUGCUAUGAACGUGGGACCAUUCUUCCCUACUCGCUCUUAUCAAGGACUGAGCAACAAGGCAAAUGUUCGCCCUUCCCGACCACAGUUUCAGAUGUAUUUGCAUGCGGGGCAGGUGGAGGUUAGUAAGGGAACAGAUGAAGACUAUGACAAAGCUCUAUUGAAUUACUAUGAACCUUAUCAUCGUCUCAUAGACAGGAUGUGUAGAAUGGCAAUCAAUUUAAAGAUUCUCAAUGCUGAUCUCAUUACUUUAUAUGCUAUGGUGGCAUAUGAAGGUGUUCCUCUCCACUUACCUUACUUUGCCAAGAUGUGGAAUGAAAUUAUAGAAACUUCUCAGACUGCUGACCCAGACCACACACUUGUAAAUACUUUGUGUAAAUGCAACUCUUUUAUUGAUUAUAUUGAAACUGUGCUAAUGGAUGAGCGUAGAUCUCUAAACAAUGACCACAUUUACCAGUUCUUCAGAAAUUUCUUUCCUAAGGUUCACGAACAUAUAAUAUCUGAUGGUGGCCAAAACAUUAUUAUGAACUUAGUGGCUUCAAUUCUUGCUGAGGCUGACACUUUAAAAAGGAAUGAAACAGAGAGAGAUAUUAUGCCAGUACUCAACAGAUUAUUAGGAGAAUUAAGGGCCAUCCAACUGAUCCUAACUGUUAGACCAGAGCAACAUCCCAGUGGUCUGCUACCCAAAGCUCUGAAGUCUAUUGUUAGACUUUGUCGUUUACAUCAGCAACAGAGGGCUGAUAUGUUAGCAGCUGCACAGGCACGGGCAGAUGCUGAAGCUGCCAGGAGGGAAAGAGAGGAGAGGAAGAGAAGAGAUGAGGCUGAGAAGAGAAGGCAAGAAGAUGAAGAGAAGAUAGAUGUAGGCAUGAGAUCUGUUGAUGAUGAGGACAACACUUUGUUGAUAUCCAGGAGAAGGAAGUCAUCCAGUCCCCUUUCUCAACACAAUGCUGGUGAGCAAGUUAAGAGAAGACGACCUAAUGGAAGUGAAACAUCAGAAGAAGUAGGAUCCUCAUCAAGUGAGGUUGAUGUAGCCUCACAUUCCAGUGUUGACAAACCUUCUCAACUGUCCACCACAGACCAAGCCUCAUGUGAUGUCUCCCCCGAAAAACCCUCAGAUCCCUGUGACAAAGGCAGCAGACAACAAGCACCAGAUGAAGCGAAAUCUGAACAUGUUAUUUUACCCACAUCCACUUCCUCUUCACCACAAUCUCCAUCCUCCAAGCAUCUAGUCAGUUCAAAAACUGUUUCAGCCAGUGGGCCUGUCUCACCUCAGCCAUGUUCAUCUUCAUCUUUAGACCCAGAAGAGCCCAGGGAUGAAAGCACUCCAGACUCAACUAAAGACUCGCUUGUAUCCAACAUGGAAGUUACAUCUAGCACAGAGAAUGAAUGCAGUGAUUUAAAUGAACCAUCAACCAGUUCAGAUAAAUGCUGCGAUUCACGGCUUGAGACCCCCUCCAGACAAGCCUCUUAUGGUGGAAUUAUCCUGCCUGCCCAGAGAACAUCUUCUAGUGAAGGAAUAGGUUCAUGCAUCCGAUCUCAAGGAGCUGAUAUUUAUGAAAAGGUUGUGAAAAGUGCAGAUGCUGUGAUGGCACUUUUGUCUCGUCUUCAUGAAAAUUCACAAAAUUGAUGUUUUACUUGAAUGAAUAAAGGUAAAUGUAAAUAAAAUCAUGUCUUUGUGUGUAGGAUUAUCAGUAAAAUACUAUUUUUUAUUUGUUUGGCAAGAAAAGACCACUUUUUAAUGAAUGCAUGCAUUUAUCUGAAGUAAUUUUCAGUAACUUAAAUUUGAAAUAAUUUAUGCUGGGCUCUCAAGCAUUUCAUAAUUUUGUGUCAUUAUUUGCUUUAUUUCAAAGCUUCUAGUAGUAAUUGGUGCCUUAUGUCAGUCCUUUGUGUUUGUUGUAAAUAUUUUGUCUGAAGUAAGUGUCAGUUUAUUUUUCCAGAAAUGUCAAAAAUUGCCCCAGUUUGUUAGAACUUUUUACCAUAUCAGCAUUUAUUUUGUCAUUUGUGUUAACACAGUACACACAUUGUAAAUCAAUGCAUUGUCCUAUUUUGGUGUACAUACUAUUAUUUGUAUAUAAAAAGAAAAAAGUUAUUUAACUCUUUGACUAUAUCCAGGGACCAAUUAAAAAUAUUUGGUCCUGCUUUUACGAAAACUAAAUUGUUAGAUUGUGAAUUUAGUAUUUUUGUUUUUAAUAUAAUUUUGAAAAUAUGUUAAUGCUAAAUUUAAAAUGUGUUAUAUUGAAUUCAAUACACUGCAGAUAAUAUACGGUAAAGAAAAAAUGACACAUUUCUGUCUCUUAAGCCUAGAUUGCAAGUUGCAAUCGCCUAGAUUGCAAGUUGCAAUCGUAAGAUUAAAAAUAAGCUUUUUAAAAAAUUUUCCCUCCUCAAUGAAUGUAGUUGUGAAUUUAAAAUAUUUACUUGCUUGUUGUCCAGAAAUAAAUGAUUCUUCUUUCAUUUCUUAAAACAGUUUUUUUGCUUGUUA